Durusdinium trenchii is the source of this 1795-nucleotide messenger RNA. Lineage: Eukaryota; Dinophyceae; Suessiales; Symbiodiniaceae. The record is from the annotation of a GenBank genome assembly.
CUCAAGCCCAAAUAUGGGCUGUGCAAUUUAGACUGGGAGAUCUAGUCGGGCCCCGGCUUCAAGGUCCCCAGAUCUCUGAUAGCGAUGGAUCCUUACGUGAGCAUGGUGAGAGGGCAGUACAGCUCUGUGGAUGUGGCCCGGGAACUGCAGCGGAGUGAUCAGGACCUCUAUGGCAGAAAUCCAUUCAUGUCGCAGUCAGAGUUUCUUCCACUGGAUCAUGGCCAGCGGCAAGAGCACACCAUGGCCUCUCUCAGGAAUAGCAUCACCAAUCCAGACUUUCUUCCAAUGGGUGGCCAGAGCAUGCCACCUCCUGAGGUCGGUGGCUCAUUCAAUGCACAGGAGCGCAAUGCGCAACUCCGCAAUGAUUUGAUCCGAAGCUCUCUGACGUCCGAGGACGUCUCAACGCCCUUCGACACCUCUGCAGUGCUUUCCCCAGAGGCUUUGCAACGCCUGUACAAAGAUGCCACAGAUGUGACAGUCCAGGAUGGACACGUUGUGAGCUCAAGAGUGGUGGACAAGCAAGAGCAGAGGAUCUCGAAGGUCAUCUCUGGCAAACGACAGGUGAUCACUGUGGAAAAGAUUGUCGAAGUGCCUCAGGUGAUCACGAAGGAGACCAUCAAACGGGUACCCAAGCCCGAGAUCAUUGAGAGAAUUAUUGAGGUGCCAGGAAAAGUCGACACUCGCUACGGAGGGAGGGGUGGCUUCGGCCCUGGAAUGGACGGUGGCAUGGGGGGACUGGGAGGUAUGGGUGGUGUCGGCUUUGGCCCUGGUGGAAUGGGUGGCAUGGGGGGCAUGGGUGGUCCAGGUGGCAUGGGUGGUCCAGGUGGCAUGGGUGGUCCAGGCGGCAUGGGCGGUCCAGGCGGCAUGGGUGGUGGCAUGGGUGGCUUUGGUGGUAUGGGCGGGAUGGAUGGUUGUGGUGGCAUGGGUGGCUUUGGAGAUGGCAUGGGCGGAUUUGGAGAUGGUAUGGGUGGAUUUGGCUCCGACGGCAUCUACGGCAAUGGAAUGAGCGGCAUCGGCCCUGGAGGAUUGGCCAUCGAUUAUGGUGGCUAUGGGGGAGGUGGCAUCCAGGAUCUCCUUGGUGAAGGUGCCAUGCAGUUGGUGAAUGCCGGAGCCCUGGACGAGGCAUUGGGCCAGCUGAACGGCUAUGGGAUUGAUGCCAACGGUGAGCUUCAGCUCCCUCCAGGCGUCGAGCCAGGUACCAAGGAGUACAACGAGUUCCUACAGCAGCUGGAAGCCCAAGGCUUAAUCGAGAUUCGAGAGGAGAUUGUCGAAGUUCCCCAAGUGGUCAUCGAAGAGCGAGUGGUCCAUGUUCCAGGCAAGAAGCAGAUCCAAGAGCGGCUGAUCGAAGUGCCCAAAGUCGAUUGGGUCGAACGUGUGGAGUACGAGGAUUAUGUCGAGUAUCGAGAGGUUCCCGUGGACAAGAUCAUUGAGGUUCCCGAGAUCGAAUACAAGCUGAAACAGGUGGACCACACUGUGCCACAGACCUACAUCCAGGAGCACUUUGUGGACAAGUUCCGAGAGGUACCAGUGACUCAAGUGCAAGAAACCGAGCGAGUCGAGCAUGUGCCGGUCAUGGUGCCCAAAGGCUGGCAGCCGCCCAACUUGGAGGCCAUGGGCAUGAGCAAAUCACCUGCGGCGAAAAGCUGAGGAGAUGGAGAAUGGAGGGUGAAGCACUAGGCACUUCCUGGACAACCUGCGCAGAUGGUGGUGACUUAAACGGCGUGAGUCUGAGUGAGUUAGUGAGUCUGAACACCAACCGGUCGGUGGAGUCCGGUGCAAAGAGAGCAAAUUCUCA